AGAAAAAAAAAAUAGUUGAACGGAAUCAAAGCUAUCUCUUGCGAAACAAAGCUAGCUCCUGUUAUCGGUGGCUGUUCUUGACAGAACAGCGCCACGAUAACGGAAUCUUGGAUACCAGCCAUCAGCGUAGCCCUCUCACGUAAUGUGAUGCCAUACCGUUACGAACGCACAUCCUGUAAUGGAUUUAGAGGAGGCAUUCCAAGUUGUUGGAGAGUUCGGGACAUAUCAGAAACGCAUAGUGACAGUGCUCACGUUGUUACAGAUUUAUAUGGCAUGUCAGUCCAUGCUAAUAGUCUUGAUCGGAGCAGUGCCAAAGUUGAGUACGGAGAAACUAGAUGAUGCAGGUGGCGAAAUAAGCAGUCAAAUAACAUUCACUGAAGAUGUCAGUUCUAUUGUUACAGAGUGGUACCUGGUCAAACAUCAAGCCUAUAAAGUCAGUUUAGCUGGAGCUCUGUUUUUUGCUGGGGUUCUGGUUGGAAAUGUAUGUUUUGGACCCCUAUCGGACAGGGUUGGAAGGAAACCAGUCUUUUUGUCAGCUUUGUUUUUCGAGGUGCUGUUUGGCUACGUCACGGCACUGGCCCCGAGCUAUGAGGUGUUUGCCCUGUCCCGUUUGUUAGUGGGGCUCAUGAAUGGAGGGAUGGCGCUGGUCUGUUUUGUCCUAACCCAGGAGUAUGUGGGCAAGUCCUACUGGGCCCUGACCGGAACCUUGACCAACAUGACCUUUGCUGUGGGAAUUGCCUUGUUUGCUGCCCUUGGCUACUUCAUAAGGCCAUGGCGCAAUCUGGCCACAGCGGCGAAUUCUCCUGGUGUUCUCUUCUUUCUCCUGUGCGUGACUCUUCCAGAGUCUCCUCGCUGGCUGUACUCCCGUGGGAAAACGGAGCAGGCCGAGGAGGUUCUGCAGGACCUGGCCCAGUGGAACGGCAAUGGCAGACCCAUAUUGAAGCUCAAGCGCACCCCCGGUUCGGACCGCCACAAUGGCUCCAGCAUAGGCCUGAUUAACCUGAUUACCCACCCAGUGCUGCGCCGGAGGACGUUAGUGCUCAUGUAUGUGUGGUAUGCAUGCAGCCUGGUUUAUUAUGGGCUGACGAUGAACGCAAGUGAUGACACAGGAAACCGCUACCUCAGCGUGGCCAUGUAUGGACUAGUGGAGCUUCCGGCAUACCCCCUUUGCAUAUAUUUUAUCAACAAAAAGUGGGCUGGGAGAAGGAAAACAAUGGCAAGCUUUCUAGUCUGUGCAGGUCUUUCUUGUUUAUUGACAAUGGUCAUGCCAACAGAGUCUGACUCUUGGUUUAAUGCGAACUCUUUAGCUCUGACGGGCAAACUGAUGGUCAGUGCAGCAUUCAACAUUGUGUAUGUGUACACAUCAGAGCUCUACCCCACUGUUAUCAGAAACGCUGGGCUCGGAGUCUGUUCCAUGUCCUGCAGGGUUGGGGGAAUCCUGGCGCCAUUUGUGCCUUCCUUGAAAGUGCUGCACGUGUCCAUGCCCUUCAUGGUGUUCUGUUUGAUUGGCAUCUCCGCCGGGUGUCUGGGGCUCCUCCUACCUGAGACGCUCAACAAACCUGCCGCUGAGACACUGGAUGAGCUCAGCAGCCCCGCCUACCAACGCAUAGUAGAGACCAAGGUGCGCUUAUUGGAGGACGAGGAAGUCAAACCAAAGCACAAACUGAACGAAUGACCAAUCUGGAGACCAAACCAAGAGGGAGAGGUGAAGUUCAGGUCGUGGGACUGCCUGACGUGCCACACUGGCCUGAGCUCUCCCCGGGUGCUCCCUGCCUCCUCCGGACCACAGACCCCCAACCAGCCAGACAGCCAGCAAUCAUCAGCAUCAGCAGCAGCAGCACGGCCUGCAGCCUCCGCGUCUGCACACAGGAGCAGCUUCCGAAGCCUCCGCUCUGAAGGCCAGCGCGGCGUCGGAUUCCAGCGGUGGCCUGUCAGGGAAAUUCCAGGCUUGAGCUCAGCGGAGUGAACUCUUUGGCUAGACUAUCACAGACGCUGAGGGUGAGUGGCAGCCUCUUCACAACAAGAAGCGGGAUGUGUGAAAGGGAUUUUGUUUUCAUGGUGUCAUGUGAUAAACCUGACGGGGUUUGUUUUCAUUUGGUGUCAUUCCAAAUGAGACAUGCCAUCUCAGGGCAUGAACUUCUCAACCAGUCUGUUCACAAAAUUACUCACAGCCUUCAGCCAUUCACUAAAUGAAAGACAGGACCAAAUUAUUCCUGGGGAAUUCCAAACUGUUGUCUUUUUCUGUUUCAGUCACAUAAAUCGUGUGAUUCUGCCUGAUACUAUUAUCUUGUUUCAUACUAAUGAGUUUACUUUGUUUUAUUAGCUCUGCGUGAGCUGCUUUUAAUUGUUGUGCCUUUUCUACAAGGUCAGGAGGCCAUAACAGUCAGUACUUCCUCCUACAGUGGGUCUCUAGCAACAUAUGUGUUAAAGGGGUCAGAUUAUACAAAAUGGCUCUUCAGCUGUCUCUGGUCUCAUCUUAGUAAUUUCGAUAGGUGUUGGCUUCAGUCAGUGACUAGUCAGUCUUGUCUAUCAGUAGAAUGAAGGUUCAGUGACUUGAUCUUGUUUUUUCCAGCCAGUGGAAAAGGUUUUUUGGUCCAUUUGGAUCUCUUCAUAGGGGUAUUUUUAUAGCAAUCAUAUUGGGAGAUUACAGUAUUAAAUAUUGUGCAUGUUUGUGAAUCCUCGAUUUUCAGAGGAGUCGUUAUUGCAAAAUGGUUAAUAUGGUUAAUACCUCUGACACAUAUAUAAUUAAUAUUAAAAGACUUGAACUCA
Messenger RNA from Alosa alosa (allis shad), 2769 nucleotides. It is a transcript of the gene slc22a15, whose product is annotated as solute carrier family 22 member 15. Gene Ontology annotation, molecular function: transmembrane transporter activity. The record is from RefSeq and is a predicted model, not a curated record. Gene Ontology annotation, biological process: transmembrane transport. The transcript has 12 exons. Lineage: Eukaryota; Metazoa; Chordata; Actinopteri; Clupeiformes; Clupeidae. Bases 179 to 1675 code for a protein of 498 amino acids. Gene Ontology annotation, cellular component: membrane.